CAUUAAUGAAAAUUAGCGGUUAGGCUAUUUCGAGCCAGUGCAUUUGCAACGCCAACUACUAGACUUUGACACAAUUAGGUUUACAACAACUAUAGAGUGGCUCCGAAAAUAAUAUCAUCACACUUAACACUGUAGCAAAUCAAUUGCAUUUGGAGCAUCAUACCAGUAAGCGAUAUUUGGGAGUAAUAAUACGAUAACUUCUACUAAAAUAUGUGGAAAGUCGUGAUAUAGAUUAAACGAAUGUGAAUUACAAUGUACGCACGAUUAAAAUGGCUGCAAUGUUUCGUAAUUAUGAAUUGUUUGCUUUUCAUCCAAGGACAAAGAACUAUAGGAGCAAUUUUUGAUGAUGGAAGUUUUUUAUUCGAAGCGGCUUUUAAUGUGGCUAUAACAGUAGCUUCUGAAAAUGAGGAAAGACCUUUCGAAGCAAAUGUCGUGCGGACAUCACCUGGUGAUAUAAUGGAAGCAGAAAAUGCCAUGUGUACUCUUUUAGAGAGCAAUAUAUUUGGAGUAUUUGGGCCUAAAACCAAAAUUACAUUGCAUCAUGUCCAGUCAAUAGCUGACUUUCUGGAAAUCCCUCAGUUAAUAGCCGAACCAGUUGAAACUCUAAAUCGAAAUUGGUCUGCUGUUAAUUUAUAUCCGAAUCAUAUAGCUUAUUCACAGAUAUUUGCUGAUAUUAUUGGAAUGAAAAGCUGGAAAGAAUUUACAAUUAUUUAUGAAGGUUCUGAACAUUUACCUUUCUUAGAUAACAUAAUUUCUAUGCAAGAAUUAGAUUCUGAAGAGAAAAUGUUAAUAACAGUAGUACAGUUACCAGAUGGUGAUGAUUUCAGAUCGCAGCUAAAAACCAUUAAAGCUUCAGGUUCUGUUAAUUAUCUUAUAAGCUGUGGUAUAGAUAAGUUACCGCUAGUGUUAGAACAAACUCAACAAGUUGGAUUAAUGUCUGAUGAUCACAGCUAUAUAAUAAUGGAUCCUGAUUUUCAAACGAUUGACAUCGAUCCCUAUAAACACGGAGGUUCUAAUAUAACAGGAAUUAGAUUUUUUGACCCAGAAUUAGAAGAUAUUAAAACUUUUAUGACUUCUCUGAAUGAAAAAGUAAAAGAACUUUCCGAGGGACAGAUUGAAAAUGCAAUAGAAGAGAAUGGCCUUACAUUGAGCCUGGCGCUCGUACAUGAUUCAGUAAUUUUGUAUACCUCGGCCAUAAAAGCAAUGGGUUUGGAGGAGGGCGCAGAGAACAUUACUUGCGAUAGUGAUGAGAGUUGGACAUUUGGUUCAACUCUUAUUAAUCAUGUUCGAACAAUGGAACUUGAUGGUUUGACCGGGAUGAUAAAAUUUGACGAAGAAGGUAUUCGCUCAGAAUUAGAAGUUGAUAUAUUGGAAGUUAUGGCUCAUGGUUUUGAAAAGGUAGGAUCAUGGACAACAGAAGAUGGGUAUACUGAGUCCAGGAAAAUUAUUCCUCCAGUGGAACAGGAAGGAAGUGACUCAAUGAAAGGAAAACAUUUCAUAGUGAUUACAGCAUUGAGCGCACCGUAUGGUAUGCUAAAGGAGUCUUCAAAAAGACUGGAGGGAAACGACCGUUACGAAGGUUUUGGAAUAGAAAUUAUAGAAGAGUUGGCAAAGAUGAAUGAAUUCAACUAUACAUUUGAUAUCCAAGCUGAUGGCGUUUACGGGUCAUACGAUUCUAAAACAGGCAAAUGGACCGGAAUGAUGGAGAAAAUAAUGGAUGGAAGGGUCGAUUUUGCGAUAACCGAUUUGACAAUAACUGCGGCUCGACAGAAAGCAGUUGAUUUUACAAGUCCUUUUAUGAAUUUAGGUAUCACCAUAUUAUACAAAAAACCCACAAAGCAACCACCCGACUUGUUCUCAUUUAUUUCACCAUUUUCAUAUCAGGUUUGGGGCUGGUUAGCAGGGGCUUAUGUUGGUGUCUCUGCGUUACUUUUUUUACUUGGACGAUUUGCACCAGAAGAAUGGCAGAACCCAUAUCCCUGCAUAGAGGACCCAGAAACUUUGGACAAUCAAUGGACCUUUGCAAAUUCAUUUUGGUUUACGUUGGGUAGUGUACUUACACAAGGAUCUGAAAUAGCACCAAUCGCAGUAUCUACAAGAAUGGCUGGUAGUAUGUGGUGGUUCUUUACACUUAUCAUGGUAUCAUCAUACACGGCUAAUCUUGCUGCAUUCUUGACUGUGGAGUCUAAGUUCUAUGCUAUCAAAAGUGUGUCAGAUUUAGCAAGCAAUCCGUAUGGAAUUCAGUAUGGGGCAAAGAAAGGCGGGGCUACGUUUAGCUUUUUUAAGGAAUCUGACAAUAUACUUUAUCAAAAAAUGUACGAAUAUAUGGAAGCUCAUCCAGAGAUGAUGCCACCUACAAAUGAUAUCGGACUUGAAAGAGUUAAGUCUGAAACUGAAAAUUACGCAUUUCUAAUGGAGUCUUCAUCAAUCGAGUACUUGGUAGAGAGAAAUUGUGACGUAGCUCAAGUGGGCGGGCUUUUAGAUAGUAAAGGAUAUGGAAUAGCUAUGAAGAAAAAUUCACCGUACAGACAACCGAUGAGUGAGUCAAUACUACAGCUGCAAGAACAAGGAAAGAUUUCUAGGAUGAAAGACAAAUGGUGGAAGGAAAAAAGAGGAGGCGGAGUGUGUGCGGAUGACGAUGAAGGCAGUGGAGAUGCACAGCCAUUAGUGCUAGCGAAUGUGGGUGGAGUGUUCAUCGUACUUGCAGCUGGUUCGGGUAUGGCAGUAAUCUGUGCCUUUAUAGAAAUGAUGAUCGAUGUAUGGUUAACGGCGCGAAGAGUAAAGGUACCAUUUAAAGAAGAGUUGGUUGCUGAAUUGAAAUUCAUAUUCAGCUUUAGUGGAGACGUAAAACCUGUCCGUCAUAGAGAAUCAACUGGUAGUGGAUCCAAAGAAUCUAAGAAAGAAGACGGCAAGGAAGGCGAUGAUGUGGAAUCACCCAGGGAAAGUGAAAAUAGGGAUGACGCAGCGCCUUCACGACAUUCGGAAAGAUCCAGCCAUUCACACCAUAUUUCACACAGUAGACGGCAGAGUAACGCAAUACAAAUGGCAAGAACACGAAAAUAUAGCAGACAAUAUUCAAACAAGUCCCAAUUGAUACCUGAAAGUUAAAAAACAUGAAAAUGUGAGCUUUGAUAGUUUAUGUGAGAAAUAAAUGAAUUCUGGUAUUAAAACA
Pararge aegeria (speckled wood butterfly) is the source of this 3172-nucleotide messenger RNA. RefSeq names its product glutamate receptor ionotropic, kainate 2-like. Lineage: Eukaryota; Metazoa; Arthropoda; Insecta; Lepidoptera; Nymphalidae. Bases 253 to 3108 code for a protein of 951 amino acids. Gene Ontology annotation, biological process: modulation of chemical synaptic transmission; monoatomic ion transport; synaptic transmission, glutamatergic. Gene Ontology annotation, cellular component: postsynaptic membrane; plasma membrane. Gene Ontology annotation, molecular function: transmitter-gated monoatomic ion channel activity involved in regulation of postsynaptic membrane potential; glutamate-gated receptor activity. The record is from RefSeq and is a predicted model, not a curated record. The transcript is spliced from 17 exons.